Messenger RNA from Darwinula stevensoni, 1644 nucleotides. NCBI's taxonomy places the organism in Eukaryota, Metazoa, Arthropoda, Ostracoda, Podocopida, Darwinulidae. The record is from the annotation of a GenBank genome assembly.
AUGAAGUUCAUGAUCACAGCCGUGAUGACAGUCCUCCUCGGACAGAUCUUCCCAAGAGUCUUGGUCCAGGCGGCAACCCCUUCUGAGAAAACAGAAUGCUCCCAGAGGGAGAUGAGACUCGAGUGCCGAAACGUAACGUCGUUGCCACCCCUGGAAGGAUAUGAAACCCUUUUCGUCGAGGACUCCAAACUGGCUCGCCUGGUGAAGGAAGAACUGAAUUCAACUACGUUGAAGACGGUGACCUUCGCGCGGAACCAAAUCGAAGAACUAGGUGAUGGAGCGUUUCAAUUCUUCACCAACCUCGCGUCUCUUCAUCUUCAAGCUAAUGUCAUAUCUUCCCCUAUCACAUGGUGUACGUUCAACGGUCUCGACAAACUCAUCGAGCUCCGCCUGGAGAACCAACAAAUCAGCAUGGAUUCCUUCUGCCAAUGCCAAACGACCGCGAAUGAAGACGUCCCUUUUCGUUCCUCUCCCUGUGGGGGACUCACCGUUCUGCAGAAACUGGAAGUCUUAUCUCUGAAUCAUAAUCCCAUUAAGUCCCUGUCUGACGACGUAUUUCUGCCUCUUAAUAAGAGUCAGGUCAGAGUUCUGAACUUGGAUAACUGCGAGCUGCAGCAAAUUUAUGACGGCACCUUUGCCCCGCUGGGUCAACUCAAUGAAUUCACCAUGAGGAACAACAAAGGGCUUAACAUGACCGUCGUGGCCAAGAUCAGCUCCAGGUUGUCAAAUCUCACCCUGGCUGGAAACGACUUCGGUACGAUCCCAAAAGGAUCGUUUCCUAAGUUGUCAGAUUUACAACGUCUGGACCUCAGUAAUUGCAAUCUGAAAUCGAUCGAGAACGGAGCCUUCUCCACUUUGACAUCCCUGAAAUAUAUGGACCUGUCUAUGAACAAACUGGAGAUCGGUUCCGACGCGAUUUUCGCGGGUCUCAAAACUUUGGACUCCCUAUACCUUCGCAACAACACGAUCAGAUUCGAAGGUGCCAAGUCGCCUUUCAAAGACCUCAAUGGACUCAAAACUCUGGAUUUAAGCGGGAACCUCAUCACACUCCUGUCCUACAAUCUUUUGAUGGGUAUGGAUAGUUUGCAAAAUCUGCUCUUGACAGGUAACAAUAUCCGAGCCUGGAACUCGGCCGUCCUGGGAGCUAAGGCUUCUCUGGAAAUCCUCAGGCUGGGCCAAAAUGACUUGUCAGAGGUCACAAAGGUCAUGCUGACUGACUUGAAGAAAGUUAAGAAAAUGGAUCUCUCUGAGAACAAGUUCCAGUGCAACUGUCAGAUCUACGAUUUCUACGGGUGGGCAGCGGAAAACAGCGGUAAACUGGAGCUUUGGCAAAAUGAUACCUAUAAGUGCCAGGGCACCAACGACACCUUGCAUUCCCUACGUGAUGAAGGGGAGAAGCUGCUCUCACACUGCCGGGGAGGGCAAGGCAACACUGACGAUGGUGGAUUUUCAACCGGUGCAUCCUCCGGAUUGGGUGUUGGCAUCUUCUUCUUGGUCUGCCUCUGUGUUGGCUGCUGCUACUAUAAAAAAAGGAGGAGGAGGAGAAUUAUAGCGACUACUACAGUGUUAUCCCCACCACCGGCCAGCAACAACAUCAACAUCAACAUUGAGAACAGCAGCAAUGCAGGCAGUGGGCACAUGUGA